GCACGACGGCGGCGGCGGUUACGCGCAGCUCGAGAGGAGCUGCUGCUGCUCAGUGCCAGAGAGACAUGGCGGCGGAUCUGAAACCCGACUGGCUGGCCUGCCUGCCUUCCUCCUGGAGUUACGGGGUUACGCGGGACGGGCGCGUGUUCUUCAUCAACGAGGAGGCGAAGAGCACCACCUGGCUGCACCCGGUUACCGGAGAGGCGGUGAUUACCGGACACCGGAAAACCACAGAUUUACCCACCGGGUGGGAGGAGGGAUAUACGUUUGAAGGAGCGCGCUGCUUCAUCAAUCACAAUGAGCGGAAAGUGACGUGUAAGCACCCGGUCUCCGGCACGCCCUCGCAGGAUAACUGCAUCUUUGUCCUCAACGAACACCUGAGUUGUGGGAAACUUGCGGCCCCUGUGUUGAACAGGCCGGCUCCUAAAGCUCCCGCCAGCGAGAAGAAGGAGCGACCAACGAGCACCAUGAGCGAAGCCUCCAACUACACCGGCGGCUCCGACUACACCACCUAUCCCAGCAGCCCCACCACCUCCAGACCGUCAAGAUCCUCGAAAAAAGUCCAUAAUUUUGGGAAGAGGUCCAACUCGAUAAAGAGAAACCCGAACGCUCCGGUGGUGAAAAGUAACUGGCUUUACAAACAGGACAGCGCUGGGAUGAAGAUGUGGAAGAAGAGGUGGUUUGUGCUGUGUGACAUGUGUCUCUUCUAUUAUAGAGAUGAGAAGGAGGAGGGGAUUCUGGGAAGUAUCCUGUUACCCAGCUUCCACAUCUCCAUGCUGUCUGUAGACGAUCACAUCAGCAAGAAAUACGCCUUCAAGGCUACACAUCCGAACAUGCGCACCUAUUAUUUCUGCACCGAUACGGCAAAAGAGAUGGAGUCCUGGAUGAAGGUGAUGACGGACGCAGCGCUCGUCCACACGGAGCCGGUCCGGAGGUUGGAAAAGGUGAAGGUAGAUCCCCGCAGUCCACAGGAGCUUAACAACAUGCUGAAUCACAGAGUUCUGACCCGACCCGAGAUCCAGAACAACGAGAGGAACCGCGAGAGUUUCCGUCAGGAGGAGAAGAAACAGAAACCUCUGGAGAAACAGCCGAGUAUCAGAGAGCAGGAGAGAAGCUUCUCCUCUAAAGACUCCCAGAAAGAGGAGAAGAUCUCUCUGCAGAGAGACGGACAGAAAGUGUCUCUGCAGAGAGACACGGAGAGACUGGUGCUGCAGAAAGACGGGGACAGGUACGCUCUGCAGAAGGACGGAGAACGCUACACCCUCCAGAAAGAUGGAGAGAAAUACCUGCUGCAGAAAGACGGACAGAAAUACACUCUUCAUAAAAACGGAGAGAGGUGUUCUCUUCAAAAGGAUGGAGAGAACGUUCUGCAGAAAGACGGAGGGAGACAGAAAGAACGAGAGAAGACGGUUCUGCAGAAAGAUCGAGAGAAACCCAGUUUUCAGCAGGAAGGAGAGAAAUACGGUUUUCAGAAAGAGACGAGUUCAGAGAGACCGAUCACCAAAAUCAACACCAUCAAACUGCAGCCGGUUCAGUCCUCCACCUCCUCCAUCACCUCCCCCAUCACCCCCACCUCCGCCGGGUCCUCCUCCCGCCAGACCCACACCCCCGGACCCGCGGGACCAGCAGGAGGUCCCUCUCAGUAUAAAGCAGGACAGGUAAACGGGGAGCAGGGCGCUGAGCCUGACAGGACCCUCAGCAGGAGCGACUCCAUGCAGCAGCUGGAGCUGUGGGUCCGAAUGCAGCGCAACCGAGCCGCACCCGACGACGACACCAAGAGCAUCACUUCUUAUCAGACGCUGCCGAGGAACAUGCCCAGUCACCGGGCGCAGGUGGUGCCGCGCUACCCUGAGGGAUACCGGACGCUCCCGCGGAACCUGCUGCGUCCGGACAGUAUCUGCAGCGUGGCGGGGUCUCUGUACGACCGGGCGCUGCCACCCGCCAACGCCGACAAGCGCCGCUCCAUGCGGGACGACACCAUGUGGCAGCUGUACGAGUGGCAGCAGCGGCAGGCGCACAGCCGGCUGGGAUACGGGACGCUGCCCAGCCCCAAGACCAUGGGGCGCAUCGCCGAGUCCAUCCCGUCCUCGCCGUCCCACGGCUCCCUGUCCCUGUACCCCUCCAUCUCCCCCAACCGCCCCUUUAACCCCUUCAGCCCCAUAAACCCCCUAACCCCCACCAACCCCUUAAACCCCGCCCCCGACGUCUCCUCACCCGUCCUCCGCGGAGACGCCAGCAUCGACCGCCGCCACAGAGCCCAGCUCGCCAAGUACUCUUACCUGCCUGACCGCAGAUCCUCAACAGCUCAGAACAUCACACCUCAGUCCCUGCAGGGUAAAACGCCGGAGGAGCUGACCCUGCUGCUGAUUAAACUGCGCCGGCAGCAGGCUGAGCUCAACAGCGUCCGAGAGCACACUCUCGCGCAGCUAAUGCAGCUUAACCUCGACACCACCAACCCAAAGAGUGAGAUUCUCUCCCACCACCUGCAGAGGAAUCUCAUGUAUAUGGACAGCCAGAUGAAGGAGAAUGAGCCGAUAAUCUUCAUGAUUCACACUAUGAUUGAGAACUCUGCUCCAAGGCCUCAACUAUACCAGCAAAUGAGUCCUGAAGAUUACAGAGAAAACACUUACCCAUACAGACCUGAGGAGCUGGAUGUGGACACUAAACUGAGUCGACUGUGUGAACAGGGUAAAGUGGUCCGAACCCAAGAGGAGAAACUCCAGCAGCUCCACAGAGAGAAGCACACUCUGGAGACGGCUCUGCUGUCGGCGAGUCAGGAGAUCGAGAUGAGCGCUGAGACCUCGGCGGCGGUGCAGAGCGUCAUACAGCAGCGGGACGUCCUGCAGAGCGGCCUGCUCAGCACCUGCAGAGAACUGUCCCGAGUAAACGCUGAGCUGGAUCGGAGCUGGAGAGAGUAUGAUAAGCUGGAGGCUGAUGUUACUCUGGCUAAGAGGAACCUGCUGGAGCAGCUGGAGGCUCUCGGGAGUCCACAGACGGAGCCGCCCAGUCAGCAGCACGUUCAGAUUCAGAAGGAGUUGUGGAGAAUUCAGGACGUGAUGGAGGCGCUCGGUAAAAACAAGCCAAAGAGAAGCACAGAACCCAGUUUUCCAGGAGCAAAUCCAAUCUCCAGCCUUCAGAAAAGUGAGGAGUCCGACUCCGCCCCCCCGCGUCCUCCUCUCCCCCAGGUGUAUGAGGGUGGUGAUCGCCCGAGCGGGCACGCCCCGCCCUGCCCCGGCUCGGCCCCGCCCCCCACACCUCGCACCACCCCGCACCGGCCGGAGGACCGCAAAGCUGCCCAGAGAAACGGUGCCCACAGCGGUCCGGACUACAGGCUGUAUAAGAGUGAGCCGGAGCUCACCACGGUGGCGGAGGUGGACGAGAGUAACGGGGAGGAGAAAUCUGAACAGUCUGCUGAUAAAGAUCCUCCCGGUACUAAAGGAAUGCCGUAUCCUGUUGGGAUCGUGAGCCCCAGGACUAAAUCUCAGAUGCCGGAGUCCUCCACCAUCGCCUCGUACGUCACCCUGAGGAAGAACAAGAAACCUGACCCCAGAACAGACCGCCCCCACAGUGCGGUGGAGCACAUGGUGGAGGGAGCUCGGCAGCGGAUGAGUGUGGAGGAGCAGAUGGAGAGAAUCCGGCGGCACCAGCAGGGGGCGCUACGAGAGCGCGAGAGGAGGAGAGAGGAGGGAGCGCUCUCACACAGUCACUCCUUCACUAAAGACCAUUCCUACUACUAUACCCUGCAGACGUGCUCGAGGAGCUCGAUGUCGGCAGCUGAAGAGCUGGAGGGCAGAAGGAAGGAGGUGUUACCUGUAGGAGAGGCGGAGCUAAUGAGACGAGUGGCCACGCCUAAAGAAAAGGAUCAGACUGAGAUUCUGAAAGAGAGGAAAAGCCCAGAGAUCCACCUGCUGAGAUCACCUGACCACCUCACACCCCUCCCCACUGAAAACAGUGUGCAGACAGCAGUAAUGGUGCGAGUGGGAACGGAGGAGGAGGAGGAGGAGGAAGAGGAAAAGCUCUCUGAUCAAAACCAAGAUCAAAUAAUUAAAGACUCGUUUGAUCUGACCCCCUCUAAACUCGGGACUCUGGUUUCAGUGAACAGCCUGUCCAGUCCUCCAGCGUCUCCCGGCUCGUCUCCUCCGUGUCCUCAGCUCCCCGACGGAUCACACUUCAUAUCAGCCACUGACAUCACUGAACAUUAGCAUAUGAAGGAAGUUCUGCUGCAGCUCUACACUGUUUAAUAUUCACUGAUCUGAGAUCUGUUCCUCCUCUCCACACUGAAGAGUCCCUGAUCCUUAUUUAUAAACUGAUUUAUUUCUGUUCUGGUUUUGGAUCCUGAUACAGAGUUUUAUUCUGUGUUUCAGUCGGAGAGAGAGAAGAAGCUCUGCUUUACAGAUAUAAAAAUAUAUACCUUUAAUUAUUAAAUACACUGAAAUCCAACCGUUCAGUACAGAAUAAUAAUCCCUCAAUCCCUCUCUUAAUCUCUCUCUCUUUCUCAAUCUCUUCAAGUCUCUCUUUUUCUUUCUCUCUCUCUCUCUCUCUCUCUCAAUCUCUUCUCAUCUCUCUUUUCUUGUCUGUCUCUCUCUUAAUCUCUCCUCUCGCUCUCUAUCUCUUGUCUUUCUUUCUUAAUUUCUUCUUGUCUCUCUCUCUUUUAAUCUCUUGUUUCUCUUAAUCUCUUUUUUCUCUCUUAAUCUCUUCUGGUCUCUCUCUCUCUCUCUCUCUCUCUCUCUAUCUCUCUCUCUAUCUCUCUCUCUAUCUCUCGCUUUUUUAUUAUUUAUCCUCCUCUUUUAGCAGUUUUUAUCAGUUAUUAAACACUCCAGAUUUUAGCAGGACUGUUGCACUGUAUAAACCCUCACUGAGAUUAAUCUGUAUUAAUCUGAUAUUAAUCUGUAUUAAUAUGAUAUUAAUCUGUAUUAAUAUCUGAUAUUAAUCUGUAUUAAUAUGAUAUUAAUCUGUAUUAAUAUCUGAUAUUAAUCUGUAUUAAUAUGAUAUUAAUCUGUAUUAAUCUGAUAUUAAUCUGUAUUAAUCUGAUAUUAAUCUGUAUUAAUAUGAUAUUAAUCUGUAUUAAUAUGAUAUUAAUCUGUAUUAAUAUCUGAUAUUAAUCUGUAUUAAUAUGAUAUUAAUCUGUAUUAAUAUGAUAUUAAUCUGUAUUAAUAUGAUAUUAAUCUGUAUUAAUCUGAUAUUAAUCUGUAUUAAUAUGAUAUUAAUCUGUAUUAAUAUGAUAUUAAUCUGUAUUAAUAUGAUAUUAAAGCGGUACGGUGUAAAGGGCGAGUUUUAACGCUGCUGAUGAGAGAAAGUGUUAUUUUGGUUUUUAGUAUAAAUCUAUAAAUCUGUAAAUGUUGGAGAAACCCCUGCAGCACUGUUUCCUCACUCAUGAAUGUUUUGGCUUACAUUUUAUUUUUGUAAGGCUGAGAAAUAUUUAAUUAGAGUAUAAAGAGAGUAUUACAGGUUUAGUCGGGAUUCAGAUCUAGAGGAAUUAUAGCACAUGUAUAAGUAAAAAAGCAAUAAGCAGGUUUUGGUGUUAACAUUACUGUAGAAAAUGUAAAAAUCAUAUUGUAUAUAAUGUACACCAUAAAAUACGCAGAGCAGAAACUAUAAAAGGUUAUUAGAGUCAAUAUGCAAAUCUCAUCUGUUUUAUAUCAUGUGAAAUAAAUGUUGAUGUUCAUAUAAAC
Astyanax mexicanus (Mexican tetra) is the source of this 5672-nucleotide messenger RNA. RefSeq names its product pleckstrin homology domain containing, family A member 5 (gene plekha5). Gene Ontology annotation, molecular function: phosphatidylinositol-3-phosphate binding; phosphatidylinositol-4-phosphate binding; phosphatidylinositol-3,5-bisphosphate binding. The record is from RefSeq and is a predicted model, not a curated record. NCBI's taxonomy places the organism in Eukaryota, Metazoa, Chordata, Actinopteri, Characiformes, Acestrorhamphidae. The transcript has 31 exons. Gene Ontology annotation, cellular component: cytosol. The coding region runs from base 66 to 4202 and encodes 1378 amino acids.